This is a messenger RNA of Bactrocera tryoni, 3075 nucleotides long. Its product is annotated as protein mel-28. The transcript is spliced from 2 exons. The record is from RefSeq and is a predicted model, not a curated record. Lineage: Eukaryota; Metazoa; Arthropoda; Insecta; Diptera; Tephritidae. The coding region runs from base 186 to 2054 and encodes 622 amino acids.
CAUUCAAGCAAACGUGUGUGAGUGCAUUGUAAGCGGAGAACCAAAACUGCAUUUUAUUUGCGAUAAAAGAAUAAUUGACCAGAAAAUACAACACAACGCGCAGAGCAAAAAGUAUACAAUAUACAAAAUAAAGAUACAUAAAAGUUGCGAUCGAAUAAAGUUCAUAUAUAAGAAUUAACGCCAAGAUGUCGACAAAGGCCACAACACAGCACACGCGUCGUGCACCACUUUCGCUAUCUGGCGGCGGCAAACAGCAGAGUCAAAAUCAUUAUAGCGGCAAAUCUGCAGAAUCCAAUGGCAGUUCGAAUAAUAGCGCUAGCGCUAAAAAUGACAAUAAGCAUUCUGCAAGUCAGAAGACAGAAUCCAGCGUUAACGAUGUAAAAGAGUCGACACCGAAAGAUUUGAAGAAGCCACAAAACACAGACAAAAAGCAACAACAGCAAUCCGCCAAUAAUGAGUCAGUGAAGAAAAAUGAAAAGACUGAUGAGAAGAAAACUCAGAAUGGCAGUGUCAAAGCCUCUACAAACGGCGGUGCCAAAGAGAAACAGCAAAAUGGUAGUGAUAAACAGGACAAUAAUAGUAAUAGUAAUAGCACCAACGCCAAGACGGUCGCUGCUAACUCAAAUGGUAAUGCCAACGCCAAGACUAAUGCAAAGUCAAAUGAAAAGGCUGCACCGCCGACUGCAAAGGAAGAUACAAAAACUAAGGAGCCGAAACUUGCAGAGCCCGUUGAAAAGAGUGAAAAAGAGCCUGAGAAGGAGAAAGAUAAGGAAAUGGAGAAAAAGAAAGAAAGUGAACCAGAAAAAGUUGUUGAAAAAGAGACUAGAUCUCGACGUCAUGAGGCAGUGGUAGCAACAGAGGUGGAAAAGAAACAAGCAGAUAAAAAAGAAGCGAACAAAGGUGAUGAAACAAAAAUGGAAGUAACUACACCAACAUCUCGAUCCAGUGCUGGACAGGCUAAAUCCCGGGCUACACCCACAAAGGGUGUCGAGAAAUCUGGCAGAAGUACACCCACAAAACCGGUGGAUAAACCAACUGCUUCGCCACGUAUCAAAACCGUCACCACAGUCAUAGAUGAUGUUGAAAUGGAACCACCAGCUGUGGAGACCUCACCAGCUAAGUCCAAAGAGAAUACGUCACCAGUCGUGGUCGCAGCAGCUGCAGCUGCUUCUGUGCUGCAGCCACCAGCCGCCACUUCGACUCCCGGCAAAGCAACAACGGCAACACAAAAGACUAAACCACAAACCGUCGAUGCCAAAUCAGAUCAACCGAUAAAUGCACCCAGUUGUGGGAGUUCACCGGAUCGCAAGAGUGUACCACGCACUAUUACACAUAUCGGUGGACGUCGCAGCAUUCGUCCACUUAACGAAUAUACUCCUUCGAAAUUCCAAAGUAAUUUACAAUUUCGUGAAUCCUAUCGCCGCAUUAACACUGAAUUAGACGUCAGUUCAACCACCAAUACCAGCAUGAACGUGACUGUUGGCUCAGAGGUACCAAACAACUCAUCUUUUUCAUUUUUCGGACGUGGUCGUAAACGUGACCGUACGCCACCGCGCCAAACGCAAUCCACUAUGGAGUUGCAAACUGACGCUGACUAUUCGCCACCAAAACGUGCACGCCUUGAUAUGUAUAGCUUGUUUAGCGUAGUUUCUUCUCCCUUAACAAUGUUACGUUCGCGUUUUUCGAGAGCUUCCAUACAAAGCAGCACACCGGUGAAGUUGGCCACUAAACUAGCAGCCACAGAUGAGGAUGAAGCUGAUGUACAAAAUGUUUCCGGCAUUUCGAUUGAAGAGGAAAAUGCCACCGACGGCGGUGAAAGUGACGAAAAGACUGCGACCGAAGACGUCACUGUAGGGAAAAAUACUGACGAUGAUACUACACCCAAAAUGGACUCACCAAUGAAGGUGGACGAAAAGUGUGGAAUGGAGAAGGGCGAUGAAGUGAACGAUGAGCUGGAGGAUGCAUCCAAGUCCUCAAAUGUGCAUGAGGUUGCAGCAGGCAUCGCAGACACAUCCGUUUCUUCGGCUAAAAAUAAGAGAUGUCAUAUUAUGUAAAGUGUAUUUGUCGAGAAAUUAAUUGUAUUGUCUAUAAUAGUUAUCAUAAUUUUCUUUAAAUGUUUCAGAUGUUUAGCUUAUGUACAUCUCUGUAUGUAAAAACGUCUUAAACAUUAUUUUUACGUUCGUAAUACCUACAUAUCCCCGUUUGCUGAUUUACGUUCACACAUAUAAUAUAUUUAACACAUUAACACUUAUAUAACGUUCAUCAUAUAGUAUAUUUGUUUAAGCGCAGUUGAACUUGGUGGGUGAAAAGUGUUGUGCAACCCGAACACAUUAAAGUUUAGUUUUGAUGAACCCAAUUUAUACAAAAUAUGUAUAAAUGUACAAUUUAACUAAAGUGAAAUUCAAUAUAAUAUUUGCAAAAGUAAAGUUUUGUAAUAUUUAGUAACAGUUGUUGAGAAAAUAUAAGACAAUACCAUUUGCUAUGGUUGUGUAUUGUUUACCGGAGUGUCGGUUUUCCUGAGAUAUUUGUCACUUCGCUAACAUAGAACCGUAGUUCGUAUGAUAGAUUGUUUUAUAUUAUUGCAACAACAAAUUUGUAUUUAAUAACCAAAUUAAUUUCAGAUUCAUUUCAUUUCGCAUGUCAAAAAUAUUAUCUUUUAGGCUUUUCUGCAAACAUUUCUGCGCAGAAAGGCGUAAAAGAAUAAAUAUUUUGCAGAAUUAUAGAAACAUAAUAAAAUUUUUUAAUUUUGUUUGAUUGCUCAUUAUAGAAAUUAUAAUAAUUUAGUGUUAGUUUAAAAUCAAAAUCAUAUCCCACUUGCAUUUUGCAUUUAAAGUAAGCAUAUGUAUUUGAAGAGACCUUAUGUAAUACAUACAAUACAAGUAUGUACGUAUUUAUAGUACCUUACGAACGUUGAUUGUUUGUAAUCGUCAUAAGAUUUGUGUAUUAAUUUUUGUUUGCAAAUAACAAAGUUUCAGUUAAAACCUUUGUCAAUCGAUCAUAAUAGUUUCAUAUAUAUAUUUGUACUCAUGCAUUACAAUGAUUAUAUAAAUACAUACAUACUAUAUACAUAAAUUU